Spirodela intermedia is the source of this 2742-nucleotide messenger RNA. NCBI's taxonomy places the organism in Eukaryota, Viridiplantae, Streptophyta, Magnoliopsida, Alismatales, Araceae. The record is from the annotation of a GenBank genome assembly.
AUGGCGGACGCUGUUCUCGGCUACGUGGUACAACGGAUCUGCGAUCUCCUCAUCGAUGAAGCGGUCUUCCUGUUCGAAGUGAAAGAUCAGGUGGAGUGGGUCAAGGAGGAGCUCAAGACGAUGCAGUGCUUCCUCAAGGAUGCCGACACGAAGAGCAAGGGGGACGAAAAUGUGAAGAACUGGGUGAGGCAAGUGAGGGAAAUCGCUUAUCAGGCGGAGGAACUCGUCGAGUCUUACGUCCUCGAUGCCGAGCAGAGGCGACGACGGAGAAAGGGCUUCAUCAGAACCAUUGUGUGUUGCCGCCUUCCAUCCCCCAACGGCUUUAUCGUACUCCACCAAUUCGGUAACGAGAUCGAGGCCAUAAGGGCCAAAAUCCGUGAAAUCAGUGAACGAAGAAUCACCUACGGAAUCCAGGACCUGGGCGGAGAGCCGGGGAAGCAGAUCGACAAGACAGUGCGGGAACGAAGGCGGGCCAUUCUCCAUGCCCCAGAUGCUGAUCUGGUCGGCAUGGACGCGGAGACGAACAAAAUCCUGGGACAUCUGUUGGACGGGAGCAGGAAGAGGCGGCCGGUAAUCUCCAUUGUAGGGAUGGGCGGCCUCGGGAAGACCACUCUCGCUAAGAGAGUCUUCAACGAAGCAAAAGCCAGGUUUAGUCUCUCGGUUUGGAUCGAUGUCUCCCAGCAGUACUCAGCUGAGGGUCUCCUUCGAGAAAUUCUUCGUCAGGUCACGAAGCUCAAAGUAAAGGAACUCGAGGAAAUGACGAGGACCGAGUGUGAAGCGACGGUUUACCAGACCUUGAAGGCGGAGAACUACUUGAUCGUCAUGGAUGACGUGUGGGACAAGGAGGUCUGGACAAUCCUCAGUCCGCAUCUCCCAGACGCCCAGAACGGAAGCCGGGUGCUCAUCACCACCCGCUACGUCGAAGUCGCCCGAGCUGCGGACCCAUCUACCCCUCCCCUUGAGCUGCGACUACUUGACGAUGAGGAGAGCUGGGAGCUCCUCUCCAAGAAGGCGUUCCCGUAUCAGGAGGAUAUCAAAGCAGUCUGUUCAGAACCGCUGAGGAAUGUCGGGAAAGAAAUCGCGAGGAAAUGCGGGGGCUUGCCUCUGGCUCUGGUGGUGCUCGGCGGUCUGCUAUCGACGAAAGGUCCAUCACUCGGGGCGUGGAGGAGGGUCGCGGAGACGCUCGUCUGGGAAACCAGCAAAGAUGGCCGAGUGUGCUUGGAUAUACUGGCGCUGAGCUACGAGGACUUGCCCCGUCGCCUAAAGUGUUGUUUCCUUUAUUUCAGUUCUAUUCCAGAGGACUUCGAGAUUAAUGUCGACAAGCUGAUUGGAUUGUGGAUCGCGGAGGGGUUCGUCGAGCAAAGAGCAGGUGAAACACUGGAAGAAACUGCAGAGGAUUACCUGGAAGAGCUCGUCCAGAGGUGCAUGGUGAUCCGUGUGCAAGAUGAAUCUGGCCCGAUAAUUGAGGUAAGUUGCCGGAUCCAUGAUCUGCUGCACGAUUUGACCGUUGCAGAGGCUAAGGAAGUGGGCUUCCUCGUCUCUCACGGGAUCCGAGACGACGAAGGCGUCUCCCAACUGGAUUCCUCCGUGCGUCGGCUUUCUCUUCAGGGGGAAAAAGCGUGGUGCUGGGACUCGAAGUCCACCCCAAGACUGCGGACCUUUCUGUCGUUCGGAACCCGUUGCGAAGUUGAUAUAAAUAGAGUCUUCUCCGAUCGAGAUCUGAAACUGCUCAAAGUCGUCGAUCUGGAGGGGGCACUAUUCGACGAAUUGCCAGAACAAGUUGGAGACCUGAUCCAUCUGCGAUACUUGUGCUUGAAAAAUACAGGGAUAACAAGUCUUCCGUCUUCAGUGGCGAAACUUCGUCAUCUACAGUUCUUGGACGCAGAGGGGACGCGGAUCAGAACGAUGCCGAGAGGUGUCUGGAAGAUCGCUGCCUUACGACAGGUCCUCAUUCCCCCAGAAGUGGAGCUGAAUAUGGUGGAGGCAGGCUUAAGAAGCUUGCAGGUGCUCAAGGUCGUCGGGGCCGGGAGGUGGAUAGAUAGCUGCCUAGGAAGCCUUACCAGUCUCCGGGAGCUGCAGAUAAAAGGCAUCCAAGACUGUCAUCAUUCCGGGCUGUCAUCUGGGCUAUCGAAGUUGCGACGCCUGAAGAAGUUGUACUUGGAAGGCGAGUGGAUCCCAGAUUGUCUAUGGACACCGUCGAGCUUUUCUUCUCUUCAAGUCUUAUGCCUGAGUGGGAAAGUGAGGAGGCCACCACAGCAAUCAAUUUCUGGCGGCGACCAUUGGCCCCCCAUUCUCACCGAACUCACACUGUUCCACACCAGUCUGGGUCAAAACUCGAUUGCGGCGCUCGAGAAGCUCCCUGAACUUAAAUAUCUGUAUCUAUGUGCUGGAUCCUACAAAGGGAACGAGAUGAUCUGCUCCCGCGGUGGGUUCCCGAAACUAGAGACCCUAGAACUUGUUCAACUGGACGAGUUAGAGACGUGGGUAAUUGAGGCCGGGGCCAUGGCCCCCCUGAGGAGCUUGAAGAUCUGCUACUGCGAAAAGUUGGCGAUGCUUCCGGAAGGGUUGCAAGAGAUGGCUGCUUUAAAGUACCUCAUUUUGUAUGUCAUGCCGCCUGAAAUCUGUUCUAGAGCUCAAAAGGGAGGAGAGGACUGGCCCAAAAUACAACACGUACCUUUAAUCGGCAUUGCAGUCACAUCGAGUGACGGCGAGGACAUAAACGUGCAGUGGAUUACGGAUUAA